AGCGGUAGAAAUGGCAGGGCGGAGACGCGAGAGACUCCUGCAGCCCGCAACCCUGGAGAAGCCGCUGCCAGCCUGUGCAGCAGCAGACCAUACCGAGCUGGGGGGGGGGGGGGCCAAGGGCCCGACUCGGUAGAAGGCAGCCGCUUCCUACAUGCCUGAGUCUCCGUAUAACCAAAUUGCGGGACGAGAAGAAGGUGUAGCAGUCCAUGGACGGCAACGGGGUGGGGUGGGGGGCUCAGGUUCGGGCCCCGGGCCUAAGCCCAAGCGCUCCUCCUCUGACGGGCGCAGCCCUGGGCGGCCUCUCCACGGUGAGGGGCGGAGGCGGGCCGCGAGCGAGCGACCCAAGUCCCGCGUGGCCUCGGGUCGCCCAGGGCAGGCCAGCAGCAACUUCCGGACGAGCCGAGGCACGAUGAGGAGCUCGAGGCCCUGGCGGGAGGCGGCCACGGUGCUGCUGGCGGCCGGCGGCUGCUCUCCGCGGCAGCCCCCUUCCUCCUGCCCGCCGCCGCCGGGCGCCCCCUUCGACUACGAGCUGCUGCUGCUCCGCCGCAGCCCGCGCAGCGCCUUCCUGCCCAGCGCCCACGUCUUCCCCGGCGGGACGGUGGACGCGGCCGACUUCUCGGCCGACUGGCGGGCGCUACUGCCGGGCGGCGCCGCCUCCUCCUCGCAGGGCGGGCUGAGCUCCGGCCGGCCGCGGGCGCCGCCGCUCUUCGCCGCCGACCGGCCCGAGCUGAGCAGCUCUCCGCUGCCGCAGGAGGUGGCCUUCCGCCUCUGCGCCAUCCGGGAGACGUUCGAGGAAGCCGGCGUCCUUCUGCUGGUUGACGCCGCAGCGGAGCCGCCGCCCGGCGGGGCUGCUGAGCCUCCCGGCCCGCUGCUGCCCCCCGAGCGCCUGCCGCCGGCCUCGGAGCUGGCCGAGUGGCGGCGGAGGGUGCAGCGGCAGCCGGCCUCCUUCCUGCAGCUCUGCCGCCAGCUGCGCGGCGUGCCCAACAUCUGGGCGCUGCACGAGUGGUCCAAGUGGCUGACCCCCGUGGGCCGGGCCGGGCGCGGCGGCCGGCGCUACGACACGGUCUUCUACCUCUGCUGCCUCGGCCAGGGCCCGCCGUCGGCCUCGCACGACGACCGGGAGGUCACGGAGUGCCAGUGGUCAACACCUCCAAAAGCUGUUGAACUCUUUAAGUCUCAAGACAUCUGGAUAGCACCUCCUCAGUUUUAUGAAUUAUGUAGACUCUGCAACUUCCCAUCACUUCAUGAGCUACAUAGGUUUGGCUCUGAACGAGCUUUAGAAGGAUGUGAGCAUUGGAUGUCUGUUAUGUUGAUUGCUUCAGAUGGUCACAUGCAGCUGUUACCAGGUGAUGAGCUAUAUCCAGAAGAUCCCGAUUUUACAGGAGAAAGGAAGCCAGUGUUGACAACAGAGAAAAAGAUUGAAGAUCUAAUGAAAGGGGCCAGUAGACUUCACCGGAUAGUGACACAAGACCUUAAUGUUGCUGUCCAUGUGAAUAUCCAGCCCAAAUAUAAACACAUCCGUCCAGUAAUGAUGGAUUCUAAAGUGAGAAACAACAAAGAUCACAAUAGUAGAUUAUAGUAUUAUUUUGGGCAUUGACAUUAGUUUCCAUUUUCAUAUAUAUACAGACUGAUAUGACAGUUCCAGAGCUAGCUAGCCUGGAGGUUCAAGCCCAAACUCAUGUAUUUGAGAGCAGCAGGUAUCAAAGCUUCUGUGCCACUUUAUCCACAUACCUCAAGCCUGAUAUAAGUGAUGUAGACUUCAUUCUAGGCAUGACUCUAACUGUUUCUCUCUCAAAUUUGGUGCAAACGUGCCAUUUCUGGAGUGGACAUCUGUCUGCUAAGAACUUGACCUUAAUCUACACGUUGAUGGAUUUAGGUCAUUGAAGAGCUAGUGGGGCAGUUUGGGGGCAUGGCUGGACUAGGUCAUUCAUCUAUAUUGACAUGAGUUGAAGACUUUCAGGAUCAAUAUAGUUCAAUAUCUUGCAACUAUUCUGCUUAAAAUUUAGCUACCCUAUUUACUUCAAAGUAAAGUCCACUGAAUUCAGUGGGGCUUGCUUCCAAAUAACUGCUAUAAUUGCAGUUUUAUAUAGUAUGACUUGGUGUGUCUUUACAUGGUACUUACAGACGUGUCUUAUAAGUGCCAUCGAUUACACUAAAGUGCAGAAGUUUUUACUUCUAGCAGGUGUUUUUCUAGACACACUAACAUGUUGGUGCUGUCUAAAGUUAAUUAUAUUACAUUGGGUGGUUGGGGUUUGAAUUCCUAUAUUUCAGAACGUCAAGUGAUACGCACUUAGGUUAGCUGUGUUCGCUAAAGCUAAUUUAUUUGCAUUUCUGUUGAAAUAAAUAUUUAUUUUCAGCAA
Molecule: messenger RNA, 2360 nt
Organism: Hemicordylus capensis (graceful crag lizard)
Lineage: Eukaryota; Metazoa; Chordata; Lepidosauria; Squamata; Cordylidae
Gene: NUDT19
Product: nudix hydrolase 19
Exons: 3
Coding region: 152-1579 (475 amino acids)
Cellular component (GO): mitochondrion
Molecular function (GO): hydrolase activity, acting on acid anhydrides, in phosphorus-containing anhydrides
Source: RefSeq, a predicted model, not a curated record